UGUGAUAUACUACCAAAUCUCAAUUUUGAGACUCGUCAUGCUGGCGAGGCAGGCGGUACUGAUGAGUCAGAGUCCGAAGUCGAAGAACUCAAACCAUGUGAUCCUCAUUACACUGAUUACACACCAUGUCAAGAUCAAAAGCGUGCGAUGACCUUCCCAAGGGAAAAUAUGAACUACCGAGAAAGGCAUUGUCCACCUCAAGAGGAGAAGCUACAUUGCCUUAUUCCAGCACCUAAGGGAUAUGUUACCCCGUUUCCAUGGCCAAAAAGUCGGGAUUAUGUUCCUUAUGCCAAUGCUCCAUAUAAGAGCUUGACGGUUGAGAAAGCCAUUCAGAACUGGGUUCAGUAUGAGGGUAACGUGUUUAGAUUUCCGGGAGGAGGGACACAGUUUCCUCAAGGAGCAGAUAAGUAUAUCGAUCAGCUUGCUUCAGUAGUCCCGAUCGAAAAUGGGACAGUUCGAACUGCUUUGGACACUGGCUGUGGGGUUGCAAGUUGGGGCGCUUAUCUUUGGAAAAGGAAUGUCAUAGCAAUGUCAUUUGCCCCAAGAGACUCGCACGAAGCUCAGGUUCAGUUUGCUCUGGAAAGGGGUGUGCCUGCUGUUAUUGGUGUACUAGGAACAAUCAAAAUGCCAUAUCCAUCUAAAGCCUUUGAUAUGGCACAUUGUUCUCGUUGUCUUAUCCCUUGGGGUGCUGCUGAUGGAGUCCUCAUGAUGGAAGUUGAUCGAGUUCUUAGACCUGGAGGCUACUGGGUACUUUCUGGACCUCCUAUCAACUGGAAAACCAAUUAUAAGGCCUGGCAACGACCCAAGGAGGAACUUCAAGAAGAACAAAGGAAGAUUGAAGAGGCCGCUAAACUUCUUUGCUGGGAGAAGAUAUCUGAGAAGGGUGAGACUGCUAUUUGGCGAAAAAGAAUGGAUGCUGACUCAUGCCGUUCUGCACAAGAAAAUUCGGCAGCCAGUAUUUGUAAAGCUGAUGAUCCAGAUAAUGUCUGGUACAACAAAAUGGAAACAUGCAUAACACCAAACAAUGGUAGCGGUGAGGAUGAGAGUCUAAAGCCAUUCCCCGAGAGACUUUAUGCUGUUCCCCCAAGAAUUGCCAACGGACAAGUUUCAGGAGUGUCUGUUGAGAAAUAUGAGGAAGACAACAAGAAAUGGAAGAAACACGUAAGUGCUUAUAAAAAGAUCAACAAGCUCCUGGACACCGGAAGGUACCGCAACAUUAUGGACAUGAAUGCUGGACUAGGAGGUUUUGCAGCAGCGCUUCACUCUCCUAAGUUUUGGGUUAUGAAUGUUAUGCCAACAAUAGCUGAGAAGAAUACUUUGGGAGUUAUAUAUGAACGGGGACUAAUUGGCAUUUAUCAUGACUGGUGUGAAGCAUUUUCUACAUACCCAAGGACGUAUGAUCUCAUUCAUGCUAGUGGCCUUUUCAGUUUAUACAAGGAUAAGUGUGAAUUUGAAGACAUUCUCUUAGAGAUGGACCGUAUUUUGCGUCCAGAAGGAGCUGUCAUUCUUAGAGACGACGUAGAUGUACUGAUCAAGGUGAAGAAGAUAAUAGGAGGCAUGAGGUGGAACUUCAAAUUGAUGGAUCAUGAGGACGGUCCCCUUGUUCCUGAGAAAAUAUUGGUUGCUGUCAAACAAUAUUGGACUCUUAACUCCACAACAUCCUCGCAAUGAAAUGCCACCGAAGAUGUCUGAUCCGUGAAUUCGUAGAUCAAGAAGACCAACAUUUUACGACUACAA
This is a messenger RNA of Nicotiana tabacum (common tobacco), 1737 nucleotides long. NCBI's taxonomy places the organism in Eukaryota, Viridiplantae, Streptophyta, Magnoliopsida, Solanales, Solanaceae. The record is from RefSeq and is a predicted model, not a curated record.